Ornithorhynchus anatinus (platypus) is the source of this 1481-nucleotide messenger RNA. It is a transcript of the gene DCAF12, whose product is annotated as DDB1 and CUL4 associated factor 12. Gene Ontology annotation, cellular component: Cul4-RING E3 ubiquitin ligase complex. Lineage: Eukaryota; Metazoa; Chordata; Mammalia; Monotremata; Ornithorhynchidae. Gene Ontology annotation, molecular function: protein binding. Bases 65 to 1438 code for a protein of 457 amino acids. The record is from RefSeq and is a predicted model, not a curated record. The transcript has 9 exons.
CCGCCGCCGUUGAUGCCCCGCCGCCCCAUGUGUCCGCGGGGCCGCCGCGCCGGCUCCUCCCACCAUGGCCCGCAAGACCGUCAGCAGGAAGCGGAAAGCGCCCGCCGCGCCGGGGCCCGGGCCCGGAGCCGGGGCCGCCAGCGCAGCCCACCAGUUUGGCCGGGACCACUCGCUUCACAAAAGGAAAAGGCUUCCGCCGGUGAAGAGAUCCCUGGUGUAUUACCUGAAAGGCCGAGAAGUCCGGAUGCAGAGCGAAUCCAGUUACCACGGGGUGCUGCUCGGAUUUGCGGCUCAGCAGCUUCCCAGCCUUCUGAAAGAGAGAGAGUUUCACCUGGGGACUCUUAACAAAGUAUUCGCUUCUCAGUGGCUAAACCAUCGGCAGGUGGUCUGCGGGACAAAGUGCAACACGUUGUUCGUAGUGGACGUCCAAACGGGCCAGAUCACCAAGAUUCCAAUCCUCAAAGACCGUGAGCCCGGGGUAGUGACCCAGCAGGGCUGCGGCAUCCACGCUAUCGAGCUGAAUCCUUCGCGGACACUAUUGGCCACCGGAGGGGACAACCCCAACAGCCUGGCCAUCUACCGACUGCCCACGCUGGACCCCGUGUGUGUGGGAGAUGAUGGACACAAGGACUGGAUAUUCUCGAUCGCGUGGAUUAGUGAUACCAUGGCAGUGUCUGGUUCCCGUGAUGGCUCCAUGGGUCUUUGGGAAGUGACGGAGGACGUGUUGAGCAAAAGCGACGCCAGGCACAAUCUUUCCCGAGUCCCGAUGUACGCCCAUAUCACCCAUCGAGCCCUGAAGGAUAUCCCAAAGGAGAACACAAAUCCUGACAACUGCAAGGUCCGGGCUCUGGCCUUCAAUCACAAGAAUAAGGAGCUUGGAGCAGUAUCCUUGGAUGGCUACUUCCAUCUCUGGAAAGCCGAGCACACCCUAUCCAAGCUUCUUUCCACCAAGCUACCAUACUGCCGAGAGAACGUGUGCCUGGCUUACGGCCACGAGUGGUCCGUGUACGCGGUGGGAUCCCAGGCCCACGUCUCCUUCCUGGACCCGCGGCAGCCGUCCAACAACAUCAAGUCGGUCUGUUCCCGGGAGCGCGGAAGCGGAAUCCGCUCCGUGAGCUUCUACGAGCACAUCAUUACCGUGGGGACGGGCCAGGGCUCCCUGUUGUUCUACGACAUCCGGGCCCAGCGGUUCCUGGAGGAGAAGUCGUCUGCUUACUACGGGGCCAAGCCCAAGCUGGCGGGGGAGAUUCUGAAGCUCACCACUGGGAAAGGCUGGCUGAAUCACGACGAAACUUGGAGGAAUUACUUUUCCGACAUUGAUUUCUUCCCUAACGCCGUUUACACCCACUGCUAUGACUCGUCUGGAACGAAACUCUUUGUGGCAGGCGGUCCUCUCCCCUCGGGCCUUCACGGGAAUUAUGCCGGGCUCUGGAGCUAAUGACCCCUCUCUUCCAAAAUGCAGAGAUUUCCAGUAACUUCCA